GACAGCUUGGGAACUGACAAUUAUUCUAAUUUCUUUUGAUAAAACAACAUUCAAUCCUGAAUAUUUAUUGCAAUAGAAGUGAAUAUUCUUCUAAGACACAGCAAUAUUUCAUUGAGGAUACAGUACAGAAAACAAGAGAAGUAGCAUUCCAGAGUAUGGCGAAGAUGUGUGUAUUGUGCCUUUUGUGCACUUGCAUUGUUUCAAAUUUGACAGAGACAGUGAACAGAAGCAUGGUACCUCGGAUCACAGAACCCCUUAAAAAUGUUAACAUAGAAGUGAAAGCAGGCUCAAAAAUUGAUCUACGCUGCUCCGCUCUACUUGGGUCUGAAAGUUCUUUAGAAAUUACCAUUAUUUAUUGGCUUAUUAAUGGAACAUUCAUUGGAAACUACAGUAGUGUCCAGGAAGGUUUCCCAAGGGUUUCUAAGAAAGGUGAUGAAAAUUAUCUUACCAUUAUCCUUCAUAUAGACAACGCUGUCCCAGAAUUGUACAACAUUCCUAUCACAUGUAUAGCAAACAGCCCAUGGGGGGCAGAUAAUUCAACACUUUAUUUGACACCUGCCAAAACAGGGUCUUUCACCUGGGCAGUUAUCAUUCCUCUGUCUCUUAUUAUUUUGAGUUUACUGGCAGUAUUUGGAUAUAAACAUUUCAUUCUGUUAACAACUUAUAUUUCUCAUCAAUCAAACAAGUCAUGAAAAUAAAUUAAGUGGUGGUCUAACCUAUGGGACCCCAAGAUUCCCAACCCCUUUAACAAUGAUUACAAUGAUUAAUGACUUUGACAAGAUUCCCAAAAUUCCUGUUUUCAGAUUGCAGGACAAUAUGCAUUGUUAAAGGGGUUAUCCGAGUUAUUUUUUUGAUUUUUCUACGUUCCUAACUGGGCAAAUAUAACAGCUUUCCAAUUCACUCACUUUAUCUCCAGUGGCUGGUUUCUCAGAUUCCACUGAGGGUCACAUGACCUGUGAUCUCAGAUUCUCUCCCUGCUCUGAUAAAGUUUGUUUACAAGCCUGUAAACAAGACAUCACUGUGCUGGCCACCACUGUGCUGCCGUCUGCUCUCUCUCCUAAGAUUCUUAUCCCCUUCAGCUGCACACACUGGGUAUCUGCAGCAGUGACAAUUCUGGGCACAGGAGCUGAAGGACUAGAGAGAGCAUUGCACAAGAAGGUAGGGGGAAGAUCCUGUGUGUAU
This is a messenger RNA of Bufo gargarizans (Asiatic toad), 1182 nucleotides long. RefSeq names its product interleukin-1 receptor type 2-like. Lineage: Eukaryota; Metazoa; Chordata; Amphibia; Anura; Bufonidae. The coding region runs from base 156 to 692 and encodes 178 amino acids. The transcript has 7 exons. The record is from RefSeq and is a predicted model, not a curated record.